Molecule: messenger RNA, 351 nt
Organism: Yamadazyma tenuis ATCC 10573
Lineage: Eukaryota; Fungi; Ascomycota; Pichiomycetes; Serinales; Debaryomycetaceae
Source: RefSeq, a predicted model, not a curated record
AUGGAUGCUGAUGACCCAGUGCCAUUGAUACCGUGGGAUGAACCCAUGUCCGAUGAGAAGGAGCCAUCUGCCGAAUCCCUAAGGCUCUACGGGUAUGCAUUGGUGGUAGGAACAUGGCUUCUUUUUGCCGUGUCGAUCAACAGUUUUUUCGAGUUGUGGAGGUUUGUGAUUGCACCCUUGUCGAUGGAUUCACGGUCACAACAGCUCCACCAGCGAUUGGUGGGAUUUUUCUCCACCGUGGACCAGUACGUGCUACGGUCGUUCGGGAUCUACGUCGUGGGCUGGUGGUGGGCGCUUGUGUCAUGGGUGGGAUUGAAGUUGUUCAAGCACUCCAAGGGGAAUCGUGAGUAG